Messenger RNA from Phyllopteryx taeniolatus (common seadragon), 4960 nucleotides. Its product is annotated as heparan sulfate glucosamine 3-O-sulfotransferase 6-like. The record is from RefSeq and is a predicted model, not a curated record. Gene Ontology annotation, molecular function: [heparan sulfate]-glucosamine 3-sulfotransferase activity. The transcript has 3 exons. Lineage: Eukaryota; Metazoa; Chordata; Actinopteri; Syngnathiformes; Syngnathidae. The coding region runs from base 2413 to 3606 and encodes 397 amino acids.
UCUGCGUGACAUGCGCGCAAUCACGGCCGACCACGAGGCACUCUAAAGCCGCCACAAUAUCUGAAAGGGAAAAAUGCAUUUUUUGAGGUGUAGGGAUAGCUAGCUAGCUAUCGUCACUGGGCUCCGAUUUAGCUACAGUCAAAAAUAAGGAAAACGUCAAUGACGAAAAAUGACUCCCUUACUCCCUUUCACUCAUUUGCGCACUGGAAAAAAAAAAAAAAGUGCUUUGGAUUGAUUUGAUUCAAACGUGAGUCAAAUGUGUCAUAUGAUUUGAUUGUUUUCAAGGGAAAGAGGGGGACGUGACUUGAGUUUAGUACAUCGGAAUCACGCACACGCCUUCAAACUCCGGAUCCCGCUUCUCACCGCAAAAAAAAAAAAAGCCCGAGAUUUCCCAAAUGUUCUUCAGCUCGUGCGACCACACGAUUGCCAUUCGGCUCGAUUCCCUUCGAACGCUUUCAAAGAUAGGGCCUGGGAAGUGGGAAGGUAAAUAGCAGUUUGAAGUUUGGGAAAAAAAAAGAAAAGCAAAAUGGUGCCCCCGCCCAGACUUGCUCUCUGGAAAGGCAUUUCAUUUUUUUUUUUUUUACUGCUGACAUCAUACACGUCUGAAAAUUGCUGGAGCGCAGCUGGUUUCGAUGGCGGUCGACAUAUUUUUGUUUAUGAGUCGCACGGCCGCUCGCGUGGAUCCGCGCCUGCUUUCGGGCCGUCCCGACGGCAGCAAACUCUUCUUUCGACUGAAAUUGCUUCCAUGCCGAAUGAGAGCUUCGCUCACUUAUGUGGCUUUUUGCUGCGGUUGAAUACUUUCAAGGCUGUUAAUGGUUUGUUUUUUUCUCUCCUCUUCUUCUUCUCCAGUGAGCAAAUGUCUUUGGUGCAGUGCCGUGUGCAUAAAGCGGGAAGUGGGAGUGUCGCGGAUGCACGCAGAUGCGCAGGUGGAGGCCCGCGGCAGCUUGCUUUCGUUCCAUCCAUCAUUCGUAUCGCUUUGGAACGGACACGAAAGGAAUCACGCCGCAAGGACGCAUCCUUGCGGCGUGCCGGUGCCGGUGGUGGGUGCAGAUGAGGCGGUGGCGCCCGGCCUCACCUGCCCGUCAGGAAGCUGCAAAUCCACUGGCGGAGCUGGAGAAGUUCUGAGGAGAAGGAGUUCGGGGACGACGGUGUGGAACGCAGAGCUCAAGUCCACGAACGGGAUCCAAACCCACGUAGGUCCCCGUGCCGCCCAGGUGUUCUAGGAUGGAGUGCAAGUCCCAGGUUGCGUGUGCAGUUCCACAGCAUCCGCGACAACUGUCGCCUCCGCCCCUUGCGCCGCAAACAAAAUGGUGGUUUCCGUAGGUCCGCCGCGGUGGCUUGAAGGAAUCCCGUCACGUAUCUUGUGCUUCUCGCAAACGCUCAACAGCUUCUGGUUUUUCAGCCCUCUUGCGGCAUUUUACAAUUUGCCGUAAUGGCUGACAGGUGUACGCGGCACGGACGGAAAGCUCCAUCGCAGGCGGUGCGACGCACCUGCGGGCCAGAUAGAUGAUGCGGCCUGUACUUGAACGCAGCACCGGGUAACGCAGCUCCCUCCCUCCCUUCCGCUGCACGUUUGUGUCUUUAUAUGAGCGGGCCCGACUCGCCAGCGGAAGCCCAAAACGGAGCAAUUAGCACCGGGGGGAAAAAAGCAAGCGCUCCGUCCUGACCUCAUUGGGCCUGCCUUCUUUCCCGAAGCUGCGAAUUCCCCCCGUGCCAAAAUGCGUCCUUCACAACAUAUCAUUAUUCUAUAUUUGCCAGGAUCGCGUCCGCGUCCGCGUCCGCCGAGACCUUUUUGUUUGCGCCAUUUUUGUUUUUCCCACGCUCGGACGACCGCAGUCAAAACAACUUUUUUUUACACCGGGCAGUUUUGUCACCGAGGAAGAAGGCAAGAGAGAAAACAAAUCGCAAUUAGAAAGCCUCACAGACGCUGGCCGGAUUCAUUUCACGGCGUGCGUGCGCGUGCCCGCGGCUCCCCUUCGCCCACCGAUUGCUCGAAAGUGGUGCAAUUUCAGCCGUACUUUCGUUAUAGGUCAUGUGAACAGUGGGAAAGGUUUCGAAAUGAUUUAGCGUGGUCUCAUUGGUCAUGUCGCAAAACAUGGCAUUUGAACAAGGGUGUGUAGACUUUUUUAUAUCCAGUGUAUCUGUACUUUUGGGGGUUUGUUUGUUAACUCGGCAUGAUGUAAAAAAAAAAAAAAAAAAAAAAGAAGAUGGACUUCCAGAAACAGGAGGUCAACUGCGACCCUCCUCCUUCCUUCCGUCCUCCGAGCCGCUCAUCAUCCCGGGGCGAGCUCGCGCGCCUCUCCGCGUCUGACUUCCGGUCGCAAACAACCAUUCGCACCUACGGACAACUUGGAGGAGAAGACGCAGACUGCGCGCAUUCGAGCCCACGACCCUCCGAAGUGCCAGGUGUCGAUGUCGUCGUCGUCGUCUCCUCUGAGAGAACGCACCCAGGUCAAUUCGGACAACGUUUGGCGGGUUUUGACUCACUUGCACUGGCAGGAAGACUUUGACCUUGAACUUCCCAAGUCAAGGAGUCGAGUGACGUCGAGCGGGGGCGCCGCCUCCGUGUGCGCCGGGAAGGUGGAGACUGACAAAAAGGCGGCGCAGAGCGAAGCGCGGCCGACGUUGCGCUCGUCUGGCGCGGCACGCGAGCGAUGUGAGGAGGAGCCGCGGACGCCACUCAUGGGAUGGAGCGCACGCGGAGUCAGGUUGGACUCGGCCAAGGCGCUGCCCUUCCUCGCCGCGCUCCUCAUCGUGCCCUACUUCUUCUACUGCCGCUCGGACGGCGAGCGGCGGCCGCGCAGCCUCCCGGAGGAGCGCGACGUGGCCGGCAGAAAGCGCUUCCCGCGGGCCAUCAUCAUCGGCGUGAAGAAGGGAGGGACCCGCGCCUUGCUCGAGUUCCUCCGCAUCCACCCGGACGUCCGAGCCGUGGGAGCCGAACCGCACUUCUUCGACAGGUUCUACGGCAGAGGACUCGAGUGGUACAGGAACUUGAUGCCUCGGACCCUGGACGGUCAGAUCACCAUGGAGAAGACCCCCAGCUACUUCGUCACCAAGGAGGCGCCGAGUCGCGUCUGCACUUUGAACUGCCAAACCAAGCUCAUCGUGGUGGUCCGGGAUCCCGUGACCCGAGCCGUGUCUGACUACACGCAGACUCUCUCCAAGAACCCGGGUCUUCCCUCAUUCCAGAGCCUGGCCCUGAGGAACGCCUCGGCGGGACCGAUCGACACGUCGUGGAGCGCCGUUCGCAUCGGCCUCUAUGCCAAACAUCUGGAGAACUGGCUUCGGUACUUCCCCUUGUCACAUUUUCUUUUUGUUUGCGGUGAGCGGUUGGUGUCAGAUCCCGCCGGGGAGAUGGGUCGGGUUCAGGACUUCCUGGGCCUGAAGAGAGUUGUUUCCGAGAAGCACUUCUACUUCAAUCAGACCAAAGGUUUUCCCUGCUUGAAGAAACCCGAGGGUAGCAGCAGGCCUCGCUGUUUGGGGAAGUCAAAGGGAAGACCGCAUCCACGGAUUCCCACCGGGGUCUUGCAGAAACUGAGAGACUUCUACAGACCUUACAACCGACGCUUCUAUCAGUUGAGCGGACAAGACUUCGGAUGGGACUAACGGGAGAGGAUAGGCCAGACGAAAAAGCCUGACUCUGACUUUGUCUCAGGAACCGGGUGUGAGGAUAUGACAUCUUCUGAGUGGACCUCCUUCAGAGGACAUAACGAGGAAAAGCCUCCCUAUUUCCCUCAAGUCCCAAGCAACCACGGGACACUUUAAGGGAGAUUUUGUCAUUUUAAAAGGAAACGCAGCCCCCCCUCGAGUCACUGACCAAAGCCUCGCUCCUCACGAAACUAAUGGCCAUAAUAAUUUCAUGACGGCAUGCGAUUAUGAAAGUGCGUAGUUGUGAUGAGAACGCCGUCCAGCUUCAACAAAAUAGCAGCGCUUGCAAUACUACGCUAGCAUUAGCACUAUAAACAAGGCCCCGUUAGCCACGACUGCUACAUUGGUAGCACGACUUGUUCUAAUAGUGUUAUAGGAACACUACAUUUAUCGGUGUGAAGUUUUACUUUUUGGAAUAUUCCAUCAAUUACAAAGUCAAAAAGAGGUGCUAAUGACUUGAGCAGAAAUGUUGCUAAUUCCGCGUUGCGUCUGCCUGAGGUCCCUCCGCUCUGCUUCCGUUUGCUCGUCUUAUGCCCGCUUGUGAGCAAACGCAAAACAAGGGAUGGGCUUUCUUUGUUUUUGUCUACCACAGCUGGAUAUUGCAACUGUUUCAGCAAAGCUCCUGAAACCCAAACCCGACAAAAUAAGAAACCAAACAUUUCUCACUUGGAAGGUCAAAUCAAAUGUGAGCUAACUAGUAACAAAAGCAGAAUACAAUUUUCGUACUUUACUUGCUGACGGAAACAGGAGAAACCUCGAUACUUGCGAGCUUUUGGUUUGGCAACAAUUUAAGUCGGGUGGCCGGUUGGAAGGAGAGACGUAUCCAAACGGGGGUUCCCCUUACAUCGCACAGCGCCCGCUCUGAUGCCGGCAAUCUAGCCGCGACACCGAAUCAAGAGGAAACACACCAUCGGGGGAAAAAAAGAAAGCAAGAGAAUUUACGAAGAGCGUCGUCGUAACGAGCGCCAUGACGUGCGACUGCUUUGCCGUCGUGUAAAAACCGCCGACGCUGUUAAGCGCCACGCGGCUAACUUCGUCAAACGUGCGUUUGUUUGCAUCAUUAAGAAGAAGAAGAAGAAGAGUUGAACCAAAGGAGAAAGAAAUAUUGCCUCCAAGUAUAUUUCUAACUUGAUUUUGGGCUUUUUUUGAACGCAAUAAGCUGAUAUUUAUAGUUUGUGUUGAUUGAAAGAUUUGUAUGUAUUUAUUACCCAGCAAGACGUGAAAAUAUGCCGUAGUUCACCUGUAGUGAUAAACCGCUAUUUCGUUUGCGUGCGUGUGUGUGUGUGUGUUUUAAGAUAAAGUAUUAACCCGA